UUCUUCUUGUGGUUCAAUCACAACGUUGUGAGAAAAUUAUUCAGUGGUUCGAAAUUAUUUUAAAUAAGGUUUUGCCCUCCGAUGUCAAUCAAUUCGCGGCCAGCCACGUUCUUCUAUAGGAAAAUGGCGGCGAAUUAGUCCCGGUGUUGUUUUGAAAGGUGUGUUUCUGCUCUCAAAACGAAUGCGGCUUUGAACGAGUAUCAUGGAUAUUUCUAGUAUGCUCGAGGUACAAGUAAAAGAAGAAACGGAUGUCAAGGAGAACGUAACACCAGAAAAUGAUCAGGCAUCCAGUGCGACCAGCGUGGCUCUCACACCAUUUUCUCAAGAGGAGAGCAAUUACCACAAGCUUAUGUUCGGCAAUGAUAUCGCAACUGUACGAUUUCGUAGAAUUCAUUGUACAGCUUGUGACAUACACAUUGGUUCUGCUCCAUCUCAAGUUUAUAAUAUGUUUGAACAUCCUGUACUUCGUACAUUAUUAUGUACAAAUUGUCGGGAGUUUUAUGGCGAUGGCUGUUUUGAGCAAGGUGAUGACGCUACAGAUAUGUUCUGCCGAUGGUGCGCUAAUGGUGGCAAUUUGUACUGUUGCUCCUAUUGUAGUAAUACUUUCUGUUAUAAAUGUAUAAGAAGAAACUUUUCAUCUUUAGUGAGAAAGAAGAUUGAAGCUGAUGAAAAAUGGAAAUGUUUUGUAUGCCAUCCAAGUGAUUUAUAUAACGCAAGAGCUGUGUGCUGGGCUCUACUUCAACAUAUACAAACAGUGAGAAGGAUACUUGCGCAAGACAAGAAGAUGAGUAGAGAAGAAAUCGAAGAGAAGAUGAAUUUAGACGAAUCGACGUGUUGCCCGCGCAGAAGUAAACGUAAGCGACGAAGACUCGAUUCCAAUUCCGACGAAGACGUGACGUAUGUACCUAAAGUCAAUGGGAUGUCAGGAUAUAUAAAACGUAAACCACUGAAAAGAUAUAAGACGAUGAAGGAGAACGGCAUUGUUACGCAGGCAACACAGUUUACCAACCGAAUGCUAGUUCCCAUCAGACCACGUCCGACAUCAUUCCUUACCGGUCAAUCUUUUAACGCUGAAUCAUCGGAAUCUGUUGGUAAUAAAAAUUCAACCGCAUCAGAGAAUAUUGUCGUUUCAUCGCCCAAUGUGAUAAAUUCAAAUACUUCGUUACCGUCGAGGUUCGAUCCUAAUAGAUUGCAACAGCAGUCUCCUUUAUAUCAUACAUCUUUUAUGAGCGCCUCGGGAUCUGCUGCUUACAUUCAAACGCCUCUUCCGAUGAAUCGUAUUAUUCUCCCACCACAGCCACAGCCACAAUCACAGUUGACGUACCAGCCACAACGAAAUAACUCUUAUCAACCAUCGCAGUCGCUUCAAUCUUCGCCAAACACGAUGGUAUCUAUACCUAAUCCAAUGGACAAGAAUAGCAGACCUUUAUUUAUUCUUCCACAACAAAAAAAUUUGGGUAUAACGUUAACUCCUAACAUAAUUGAUCUUGAUAGUGAUUCCGAUGAUGAACCAAGUGUCAUUGAGCAGCAAAAUAAUUUUACGAUCGACAAAGACAAUAAUACAGAUACCGACAAAAUUGUACCUGUUGCUCUCACCUGGGAAAAGAAUGACGACGAUGUAAGGGAAGAUCAACCUUUGAGAGUAAUAUGCGCGACUGUAAAAAAGAAUAUCUCCUUCAGCGAAAUGAUGUUGCCACAUAGCCAAGAUCUGGACAAACUUUUAAACAAUGCUAAGAAAAAAAUGUAUAAUUUCUUUGAUUUAAACAAUGCAAUCGAGAAUAUUGAAAUAAAAGCACAACAAAAAGUCAAGCAUUUCUAUAACAAUAUGCGUGAUACAGUUCUUCAAUUAGUAGACAUCAAUGAUAAGGUAGUACGUCAAUAUAUUGAAUGGAGGAGAUCUCAGAAAACGGAAAUAGGAACGGAAACUUCAUUUUCGAUUAAUGAAAAUGCAUUGGAAUCGUCCCGAGAAAAUGUAGAUAUUCCUUUAGAUAUGAUUUGUGUUAAUGAUUCUGAUACUGAAUCUGACUAUGAAAUUCAGAAAUAUCAGCCGAUAGGAAUAACGAAACCAUCCGAUUUAGUUAAAGAUAAUAAUAUUAUUAAGGAUUUAUUAUUUUGUAAAAAAAAUGUUGAACAUCGUGGUAGUGGUGAUGAUAGUGUACACUUAUCUGUAGACAAAGCAAUUCAGGUAUAUGAUAUUGUCUCGAGGGAUUAUGAGAAAUGCAUCGGUUAUUCUGUGCUUACAAGAACCGCCUACGACUCGAAAAUGGACAAUAGUGUUUCGGAUUUGCCACUUACAUCUGAUGAGAAUUUUGGCAAAUAUGAGGAACAGUUUAUCUACUAUUUGCAGCAUAUUGAAGAUAAUGGUAUUGAGACAGAAGAUUCGAAGGGUUUGAUAGAUUCGGAAGAAACGUCGCUUCAAGAAUUGCAAACGGAUCUAUCAUUUACUUCACAUUUGAUUCAAAAUAUUGAUUUACCUAUUUUAUCUACCGAUCAAUUGAAAAAUUCUCAACUAGAAGAAAGUAUUGAUUCAUCUGUGUGUGCUGUAUCUAGCAGUCAAUUGAAAAAUUGUCAACAAGAAAAAAAUAACGAUUUAUCUGUUGUGCCUAAUGAACAAUUACAAAAUUGCCAACAAGAGAAAAAUAUCGAUUUGCCUAUUGUAUCUGUUGAAAACGAGCAGUCAAAAAAUUAUCGACAAGAAAAACACUUGAGUAAUAACAUUGAUUCAGAGACGAAAGAUGACAAAAGUGACACACUGGAUAAGAACGACGAAGAAAUUGUUAGUAAUUUUGAUAUUAAGAUACAAGAAGUAAAUAUGAAAUUAAACGAUAACUCUCAACUAACAGAAUUGCAAAAAAUUCAUUCGGAUAUAAUAGAAGAUAUCAUAUCAAAUAAUGGAGCAAACUCAAAUAAAAAUGAUAUACUAAAUAUACAAGCUGCUUCCACGGAAAGUGAGGAGGAUUGUACUAUUAUCGAUGAUUAA
Cyphomyrmex costatus is the source of this 2980-nucleotide messenger RNA. RefSeq lists its product as uncharacterized. The record is from RefSeq and is a predicted model, not a curated record. Gene Ontology annotation, biological process: replication fork processing; chromatin remodeling. Gene Ontology annotation, molecular function: chromatin DNA binding. The transcript has 5 exons. Gene Ontology annotation, cellular component: nucleus; pericentric heterochromatin. Bases 203 to 2980 code for a protein of 925 amino acids. Lineage: Eukaryota; Metazoa; Arthropoda; Insecta; Hymenoptera; Formicidae.